This is a messenger RNA of Labeo rohita (rohu), 2352 nucleotides long. Its product is annotated as thyrotropin-releasing hormone receptor. Gene Ontology annotation, molecular function: thyrotropin-releasing hormone receptor activity. Lineage: Eukaryota; Metazoa; Chordata; Actinopteri; Cypriniformes; Cyprinidae. The transcript is spliced from 3 exons. The record is from RefSeq and is a predicted model, not a curated record. The coding region runs from base 119 to 1261 and encodes 380 amino acids. Gene Ontology annotation, biological process: phospholipase C-activating G protein-coupled receptor signaling pathway. Gene Ontology annotation, cellular component: membrane.
GGAGAAGUCGUCGCCUCCCGUUAGUGAUCCAAAAUCGAAGAUCCAUCAUUCGGAAGAUCAUCCAGCUUCACUGAUUUUUGUUGAGAUGGCUAAAAUGGAAAUAUCUUGAGACACCACAAUGGAUAACAGCACCUUAACACAUCCUGACAGAAACUCCAGCAACGGACAAACUCUGAGCACAAUGCCAGAGAACUCGCUGGAGAUCCAGGUGGUCACCAUAUCUCUGUCGCUGCUCAUCUGCGGUGUGGGAAUCGCUGGGAACAUCAUGGUGGUCCUGGUGGUGAUCCGUAGCAAACACAUGAUGACCGCCACCAACUGCUAUUUAGUGAGUUUAGCUGUGGCCGAUCUGACUGUGCUUUUGGCUGCAGGCUUACCGAACAUCUCCGAGGUUGUGGCUUCGUGGAUCUACGGCUACGCCGGCUGCGUUUGCAUCACGUACCUGCAGUACCUGGGCAUCAACGUCUCGUCCUGCUCCAUCACGGCCUUCACCGUCGAGCGCUACAUCGCAAUAUGCCACUCCAUCAAAGCCCAGUUCAUCUGCACCGUAUCGAGAGCCAAGAAGAUCAUCGCCUGCGUCUGGAUCUUCACGUCUCUCUACUGCAUCAUGUGGUUCUUCCUCGUGGACACUAAUGAGACGGUUUACGCAAACGGCGUCGUGGUCCGGUGUGGCUAUCGGGUGUCCAGGAACCUCUAUAUGCCCAUCUACUUCCUGGACUUCACGCUGUUUUAUGUGGUUCCUCUCAUCGUGGCUUUGGUUCUGUACAGUCUGAUCGCCAGGAUCUUGUUUCGAGACCCGUUGCCGAUGAAUCUGUCAGAGCAGAGACUCUCCAUCCAUCAGGGCCGACGACAAAGCUCAGUCAAAGUGUCCUGUAGAGCAAACAGCGCAGCAGCAUCCAGAAAACAGGUCACAAAGAUGCUGGCCGUGGUGGUGGUUCUGUUUGCUCUCCUCUGGAUGCCAUAUCGGACUCUAGUGGUUGUGAAUUCGUUCAUGGAUCCGCCUUAUCUCGACACCUGGUUCCUGCUCUUCUGUCGCAUGUGCAUUUACACCAACAGCGCUGUCAACCCCAUCAUCUACAACGCCAUGUCGCAAAAAUUUCGCGCUGCUUUUAAGAGGCUCUGCGUCUGUAAAUGCAGGUCAGAUCAGGGCCGAGCAGGCAAAAGCAAUGUAACUGUUUACUACAGCGUCAUAAAAGACUUCCCCAGUGAAAACGGUAUGAAGAAACAUGGCAGUAUGAAAACUGACACGCUUAGUCCUGCUUGAUCUGAGAAUAUUCAAGGAACAGUUCAGCCAAAAAUAAAUAUUUGCUGAAAAUGUGCUCAUCUAAGAUUAGGAUGAGUUUGUUUCUUUAUCAGAUUUGGAGAAAUUUAGCAUUACAUCACAGAAUCCAAACAGUUGAUAAAAACAUCACGAUAAUCCACAAUUAAUCCACACAAGACAUUAAGACAUUUUUAACUAAAAUACAUUGAGUCCUUAAAGGGGUCCUAUUAUGCUCUUUUACAAAGUCUUGAUUUUGUUUUGGGGGUGCAUUAGAACAUGCUUUCAUGCUUGGUGGUUCGAAAAACACAUUAUUUUUAACAUAAUUUACAUUAUUACAAUACAUUUCUCCCAGCCUGGCACAUAAGGCUCGAUUAGUUCCAGGUUUAAUGAAGGCCCACCUUCCGAAAAACGAAAUGUGUUGCGAUUGGUUAGCUGUCCCACUGCGUUGCGAUUUGCAAACAGCUUAGACAGUGUUUCAGUACUGACACGCCCCUUGUCAAAGAAGCAAGUUUCGUGUACAACUGUUAGCGCAAGCUGGAUUAAAGUGAUGCUUACAUUUUAAAUAUGGAUAUUUUUCUUACAAAAACACAUUGAUUCGCUACAAGAGGCCUUUAUUAACCCCACGGAGCUGUGUGAGGCACUUUUUAUUAUGGAUGGAUGCAUAUUAUUGGACUUGUUUUGGACUGAUGAGGAGAAACACCCAUCUAUGCCAUUCUAAAGCUUGGGAGUGCCAGGAUAAUUUUUAAUAUAACUCCGAUUGCAUUUGUCUUAAAGAAGGAAGUCAUAUACACCUAGGAUGCAUGGAGGGUGAGUAAAUAAUACGCUACAGUAGUGUUGGGUCCUAUCAUCAGCCUGCGAGAUCACUAAUACAUGAUAUUAUCGUGCUAAUGUAUUUAAUUAUUUACAUACUUCAUUUCCCGAAACCAGCUCCAGCAUAAGGCUAAAAGCAGCCUAACAUUAUCAAAGAACAUCAUCACUGAUUAGCCUAGCCUAUUCUAGUGCAAGUUUAUGCAUUUUAUAAAACACUUGUGUUAUAAGUGAAGCUAUCUACACUGUAUGAUGAAUAAAUCUCUCACCACACAGUUACGGCUCCG